Symbiodinium necroappetens is the source of this 192-nucleotide messenger RNA. The record is from the annotation of a GenBank genome assembly. Lineage: Eukaryota; Dinophyceae; Suessiales; Symbiodiniaceae.
AUGGAAAGUGGCGCAUCGGCGACGAGGACGAAUUCGACAAGAACUUCAACUGUUCGACGGGCUACAUUCGACAAAGUGGUUCAACUGCAGAUCUGCCCCACACCCUGCGCUCCCUGUGGCAGUGUUUCGCUAAGGGCGGCUGCUCUGACGAUCCCGCCAUCACGGUGGAGGAUGCGACCGCCGAGGCCAGGG